Molecule: messenger RNA, 805 nt
Organism: Prunus dulcis (almond)
Lineage: Eukaryota; Viridiplantae; Streptophyta; Magnoliopsida; Rosales; Rosaceae
Product: cyclic nucleotide-gated ion channel 1-like
Exons: 3
Coding region: 229-741 (170 amino acids)
Source: RefSeq, a predicted model, not a curated record
GAGAUGCAAAACAUUGGUAAAUGAGUCACUUUACGUUCAAGAGACAAUGAUGUCACCGAUCCACCCCAUAUAUAUGAUUGAUUUCUUAUUAUCAGGGAUCUUUGGAUAUUCGAUUUGGAAUACCAUCCAGAUGAAGGUUCAGAUGAGGAUUCAAACAGUGAAAAGAGGAAAGAAGAGGGACCUAUUAGGCGCAUUUUCUUCCCUCCAUUAACAGGGAAAAGGAUAUUAAUGUUAUUAUGUGUUGCAGUGUCAAUAGAUCCGCUCUUCUUUUACAUUCCAGUCAUCAAUAACGAGAAAAAGUGCCUUGCAAUAGACAAAAACUUGAGGGCUGCAGCUCUUAGUUUGCGAGCACUCCCUGAUGCCGCUUUCGCACUGCAUUCUAUAAGUUCCGGGUUUAGGUUGUAUCCGUUUGUGGAACUCCACUUUGUACUAGUAUUUGUCUACAGCGUUGCGAUUAUACUAUUUGCCGUUUUCCUUAUGCUGCCCAUCCCACAGUUGGCAAUAGCAGUUUCCUUUUUCAAGCCAGGAGGCUCUGGACAUCUCGGCCAAAUAGUAACCGUGAACAUCUUCCUUUUUCUCUAUUAUGUGGCAAGGAUUGUACUAAUUCGCAUAUACAGUCAGAAAGUCAAGUACCAAUACAAUAUCGGAAUAUGGUUUCGAGCUUCAUUCAAUUUCUUUUUCUACAUGGUUGCUAGUAAUAUACUUGGAGGCUUUUGGUACUUUUUUUUCUAUUCAACGUGAGAUAUCAUGCUGGCAAUCCUGUAGAAAUGGUGCAGGAUGUCGAGCUACUUAUUAUUGUAGUGAC